GACGCUGCUUCUCCAGCAGCAGCUUCGGGUUUCUCCCGCAGGAGCUUCGGGCUUCUCUUGGUAGAGACGUGGGAACUUUCCUUCUUCUGGCGAGACUGCAGAGGUGAUGGGCCGCUCUCGGGGCGCCCUCAGGGAGGCGGCACGGUGAGCGUCCUCUGGCUCCGGUGCGGCGAUCGGUGCCUAGUUCCGGGCUCGCCGGUCCGACUUGGAUGCCGGCUCUAGUCGAGAAAUGUAUAUUUACUGCCUGAAAUGACUUCAAUUGCUGAGCUCUGAACCACAGUAUUUCAUAAAUGAUUAACAUUAGAUGGAGUCAGUGGGAACCUCACAACUUUUCUUAAACGGCAUUCCACAAGAAAGAAUUUCUCACAAUUGCAAGGUUUUGGCUGCUAUGAAUAAAGCUGCUGUGAACAUUCCCAUACAUGUUUUUGGCAGAUGACUGCAUGCUGGAGAGAGGGCAAGCAAGGAACAAACAGCACUGUAAAUUGAAUACCAGCAGCUCACGACUUGAACUGCAAUUGGAACCCAGGUCUUCUGAGCUAUGAUAAUUUUUUGGAACGGCAGAAAUGAUUGGUUUAGCUACAGAUGGGAAUUUGGAGUCAUUCUGAAAUACAUCCUGGAAUAAUUGUGUUUGACUAGAAGCAAAUCUUAUGAGGUCCCCAAGGAUGAGAGCCUGUGCUAAGUCAGUGUUGCUGUCGCACUGGCUCUUUCUAGCCUACGUGUUAAUGGUGUGCUGUAAGCUGAUGUCCGCCUCAAGCCAGCACCUCCGGGGACAUGCAGGUCACCACCAAAUCAAGCAGGGUACCUGUGAGGUGGUUGCAGUGCACAGGUGCUGCAAUAAGAACCGCAUAGAAGAGCGGUCACAAACGGUCAAGUGCUCUUGCUUCCCGGGACAGGUGGCCGGCACAACUCGGGCUCAACCUUCUUGCGUUGAAGCUUCCAUUGUGAUUCAGAAAUGGUGGUGUCACAUGAAUCCAUGUUUGGAAGGAGAGGAUUGUAAAGUGCUGCCAGAUUACUCAGGUAACGCGGUAGCGAAGAGAGAGGUGUGCUUCAAUCCUGGAGGGGCAGCAGGAUGCGGAGCACUUUUGCUUGGAUUCCCAUCCUGGCCCCUUUGCAGAAAAUUGUCUAGGAUUUCAGCAACUUCAUAUUUGUAUAUGAGAGCUGUGAGAGGUGGCAUUCACUUAACUGGCCCAGCCCUCUCUGCUUCGUGAUUUUAUUUCAUCAAAUUAUAACCACAAGCCACCACACAUUUGACAUCCUAUCUGGAUUCCCAAGGAGCAUACCUCCAACAUCCGAGAAGAGCAAAUCAGAGUCUUCAAAAUGGAUCACCACUAAGGGCCUGUUCAUUCUUCACUUUCUUUCUGCCUUUACAAAAUAACUUAGAUGUAUGUUUCAAAGGGUCCUCAUUCUGUUCCUCUUUUGAACUUUUCCUUUUGCCCUUGUAUUAAAGUAGUUUUAAAGGGGUCUAAAAAGAUUUUGGCAAAACGUAUUUGCAGAUGUAGAUUAACUGGUGAAGAAAAUUACUGCUAGAGAUCAACUGGUUAACUGGUAACGAACAUUUAUUUUAUAAUCCUUGAAGAAUAGAAGGACAUAGUUGGAUUAUUGUGUGUCAUUGUAUUUUUACUUUCCAUUGUCCAGUUAGCAGAGAGAAAAUGAGAGCAUUUUAACUUCAAUGUACCAUUUUACUGAGUGCUAAGGAAGCAUAUCAAUUCCAAUAUUUUAUAACCAAAGCUCUAUCAGAACAUAUUUAUAAAACUUGUUGGAAUUUUUAUGGCUUUUGUGUAGUCAUGUAGGUAAAUCAUUUAAAAUAUAAACAAAUCUCAAUUUAGAUCAAGAGUUAUUUCUUAGAUCAAGUUUAUGCCAAUUAUAUGAAAAUAUUUUAACUCCUAGACAAGAGUCUUUCAGUGCUGAAUUUUUAGACUGUAAAUGAGUUCUUCUUAGCUUGGCUGUUUCCCUAUUUCGGUGUUAUUUCUUUUUUCUUUAAAAUCUGAGUCCUGAUUGGCUUAAUGAUUUUGCAACAGACAUGUCUCCACAUAUUCUCAGAUGCUGUCACGUGGAAAUGUAUGAAACAGAUGAAGAAUGACUGACCCAGAUUUUAAAUGUAUAAGGUACAUACUACUGUAAAAAUAUGGGACGAAUUUUAUAUAUUAAGAAAUACCAAAAACAUAGUUUGUGCACCAAGUUAAUUAUCCCUGUCCUUUCACAUUUAUAGGGGGAAAAUAAAUCAAUACUUUAAUGUUGUUUAUAGCAUAAUGGUUAUUUGAUUUUAUUCUUGCAGAAGGAAUGGAAAGAUUUGUUGGCUAAAUUUUUGAAUUUGACUAGAUGCUUACUACAUUUGUUAUGAUUGUAUGAAUAAGUAAAAAAAUUCAUCCUGCUGAUGGCAUACAUGUUUUUGUGAUUAUUAUAUGCCUUAAGACUUUGUGUUAACAUCCUACCUAGGCUUGCAGAUGUUAAACAUGAAAAACUCCUUUUAAAAAUAACACUUAACUUUGGGGAUGUGAACUAUGUCGCAAAGUUGGCACAUACAUUUGGGUGGCUUCGUUUCUUCUCCCAAACCUAUGUAGCAUUAAGCCUAGGUACACUCAUGAUGUUUUAUACAUACUUUGCUCCCUUUAGUAUUGAGUUAAAUAUAUAUAUAUAUAAAUUUUGUGAUACAUGAAACAGUGACUUAAUUUUUUAGCCCAUACGUCUGAUCUCGUACCCCAAAUAAGAUUAAGUAACUAUGACAAUACUUCACCUUUAGGUACAUCUCUAGUGAGUAAACCACUUCCAGGGAAUCAGUGGUCCAUUUGGGAAAAUGGCAGGCCUCAAAGCUGCCAUUUCAUCCAUUGUUGUUUCAAAGUGUACUUUUUACUUCAAAAGUAAGGCCUGAAAUGGGGCUUGCUUUGAGAAGCAUUUUAAUGUUAUCAUUCCCAUUCCUUUCCUGUAGGGAAAUAGGUAAGAGAAUUUUUGGUAUUUUUACAGAAUUUAAAACAAACAUACCAGGACAGUUUUGAGGCUGUUGGUCGCAGCAUGUUAGGACUCUGACUGGCACAUACAGUCUCAACACCUGAGAAACCUUUGCUGCUUGUAUCUGUGUGGACACAGCCAAAGUCUCUAUAAAGGAACAGUAACUACCUAGAUUUUUCUCUCUCUGCCUCAUGUCUGGAUGUGCUGCUCCAAACCGUAUACCCCUUUGCCUUCAUUUCCACAUUGGAAAGGUGAAACUCUGUUAAUAAGUUACAUUUAAGGAGCCUCUACAAGGCUGUUCAGAGUUAUUGGCAAAAUUCUCUGUCCCUCUAUAAACCUAUUUUUCUACUCAAUUUGGGAGAUAUUUAUGAGUAUUUCCAUUUCAUAGAGGAGAAUUUAAGACCUACAAGAUAUUAGACCAACCCAAACUCACACAGGGAGUUGUUACUGGAAAUUAUACAAUGAGAGUCAUGGUGAGAUACAGAAAAUUCUAGAUUUUUCUUUGAGAGUACUUCUAAAAUACUAUUCUGUAUUCUAGGUGUCCAGGUGAUGGACUAGCCUUAAAUCUGUAGCCAGAUUCUGUUUGCAUCCAGCACCUGCAGUCUUUGCCACUAUCCCAAUGUCAACAGACUGAUGAAGAAUAUCAUGUUGCUACCCAUUUUUUAAAAAUGGGUAAAAUAAUCAUAACUGAAUUUCUGCUUGUGUUUAAAAGAAUAUUUGUAUUUUAAAGAAUUUAUUUAAAGGAAAUCUGGCCAGGAACAAUAUUAAAAAUAUUGAACUGCUCUGUAGUUGGUCUUGGACUAUAAGUUGACUGUAAGUUACAUAUACCACUGUGCUCAAUGGCAGAUCACUUGCUCCUCCUCAUGCCAGAGGCUACCUGAUUGUGUAACUGAGCAGUCGAGCUUGAAAAUGCACUUUUAAACUUUUUUUCCCUCCUUUCUUCCAAGUCUCAAGAUGUAACCUCAAAACAACUGUAGAAACUUUUCCUUAGUCUUAAAAUAGAGCCUCAAACAUACUUUGAAACUCCAUUCCCUUCCUUUUACACUAGGUACUCCUUUCCCCCAUGCACAUUUAUCUAACUGUAUGCUUUUAUCUAAUUAUAUGCUUACUUAGAAGUCCCAGGGGCUAAUGUUGAGACAGACCAAGAAUGGAGACCCAGCUGCAAAAUUCCAGAAAUUACCUCAAGGUGGUUAGUCCACACCCCAGCCAUUUUAAGAUGACAGCCGUCCGUGCUCUUGGUAGACAAUAGUUUGAGAUAGCCACCAGAAGAAGACAUGUGGACUUUGUAUUCAGCACCAUUCCCCCACGCCUCCCAUUCCAAGUUCCCUCUUUAAUCCCUUCUCCCCAGCCGAAAGUUUGAAGUGGUUCUGGAAAGGGUGAGCUGGCUGUUUCCCCGCAGCUAGCUCUAGAAAUAGAAUCAUUUUCCUUUCACUACACUUCAUCCUUGUUGUUGGUUUUAUAAGUGGUGAACAGCUAAGCCUGCACUUGAUUACAAGAGCAGAUACAAUCUAGCAUAUGUUAUGUGGAUUUCCAAGGCUGCUUAAACAAGCCCAUGUGGCAACAUUGAACAGCCUAUGUUCUCUCACAUCAACACUACUGGAUGCAGAGAAGCUGCCCCUUUUAUGGGUCUAUAUAUACUCCUUCAUCCACCACCAUCUCUACUUGGCCAGCUUUUUUCAUUUGAAUUUUUGCAAGAACUUGUUGGUGUCUAUACAAGGUUGAGCAUUGACUCCUGAAAGUGGCAAUGGAAACACCAUACCAAAAAUGCCUAUUUCACAGACAAACUGGAAUAUGCUUCCACACGAAAUUCUUCAUGCACUAUUAGGGACCCACUGACCAAGGAUAAAUCCAUUGCUAGUCUGUUGACUAACUUUGCCAUUUAGUGAAGCAGUCAAGCCUGAACAAACUGGCAUAGUAUCUGCAUAUAACCUACGCACAUUCUCCCAUAAACUGUAAGUCAUCCCUAGGUUACUUAUAAUACUAAUACAAUGCACAUCCUAUAUAAAUAGUCGUCAUACUGUAUUUUGGGAAUAAUGACAGGAAAAAAGGUUUGUACAUGUUCAGUAUAGACACAACCAACCUUUUUUCCCCCCAAGUAUUUUUGAUCCACAGUUGGUUAAAUUUAAAAAUGCCCAUGGGACUGUAAUCAGCUCUUAAUAAAGUUGUGUAUCAUUUAUGAAUAA
Messenger RNA from Chlorocebus sabaeus (green monkey), 5129 nucleotides. It is a transcript of the gene TAFA4, whose product is annotated as TAFA chemokine like family member 4. Gene Ontology annotation, molecular function: receptor ligand activity. Gene Ontology annotation, biological process: macrophage chemotaxis; phagocytosis. The record is from RefSeq and is a predicted model, not a curated record. NCBI's taxonomy places the organism in Eukaryota, Metazoa, Chordata, Mammalia, Primates, Cercopithecidae.